AUGCCACGGCCUUGGGGCCUCGCGCUCCCGCUGCUGCUCCCCUGGGUGGCAGGUGGGUUAGGGCACGCAGCCAGUCCAAGGGAUCAUGGGUUGUUGGUGUUGGCACGCCAGCCUGGGGUCUGUCAGUUUGGAACUAAACUGGCCUGCUGCUACGGCUGGAGAAAGAACAGCAAGGGAGUCUGUGAAGCUACGUGCGAACCUGGAUGCAAGUUUGGUGAGUGUGUGGGACCCAACAAAUGUAGAUGCUUUCCAGGAUACACCGGGAAAACUUGCAGUCAAGAUGUGAAUGAGUGUGGAGUGCAACCCCGGCCAUGCCAACACAGAUGUGUGAAUACACACGGCAGCUACAAGUGCUUUUGCCUCAGUGGCCACACGCUCAUGCCAGACGCCACGUGCACAAAUUCUAGGACAUGUGCCAUGACAAACUGCCAGUACGGCUGUGAAGACACAGAGGAAGGGCCACGGUGUCUGUGUCCAUCCUUGGGACUCCGCCUGGCCCCAAAUGGAAGAGUGUGUCUAGAUGUUGAUGAGUGUGCCUCUGGUAAAGCCGUCUGCCCCUACAAUAGAAGAUGCGUGAACACAUUUGGAAGCUAUUACUGCAAAUGUCAUGUUGGUUUCGAACUGAAAUAUGUCAGUGGCCGAUAUGAUUGUGUAGAUAUAAAUGAAUGUGCUGUGACUACCCCUAUGUGCAGCCUCCAUGCCAAUUGCCUCAAUACCCAAGGAUCCUUCAAGUGUACAUGCAAGCAGGGAUAUAAAGGCAAUGGACUUCAGUGUUCUGUUAUCCCUGAAAAUUCUGUGAAGGAGGUCCUCAGAGCACCUGGUACCAUCAAAGACAGAAUCAAGAAGUUGCUGGCUCACAAAAACAGCCUGAAAAAGAAGGUCAAAAUUAAAAAUGUCACCCCAGAACCCACUGGGACUCGCACCCCUAAGGCUGACUUGCAGCCCUUCGACUAUGAAAAGAGUGUUUCCAAAGGCGGGAACUCUAAUGAAAAAAAAACAGGGAAUGAAGAGACAAUGAAAGGGGAGCUUGAGGAAGAGGAGAGAGAAGAGAAAACCCUGAAGAACGACGUGGAACAGGAGCAACGCCUUCGAGGAGAUGUGUUUGCCCCUAAGGUGAAUGAAGCAGGUGAAUUUGGUCUGGUUCUGGUCCAAAGGAAAGCACUAACUUCCAGAUUGGAACACAAAGAUUUAAAUAUCUCAGUUGACUGCAGCUUUGACUAUGGGGUCUGUGACUGGAAACAAGAUAAAGAAGAUGAUUUUGACUGGUAUCCUGCUGAUCGAAAUAAUGCUGUUGGCUAUUAUAUGGCAGUUCCGGCCUUGGCAGGCCACAAGAAGGACACUGGCCGAUUGAAACUUCAUCUCCCCGACCUGCAGCCCCAGAGCAACUUCUGUUUGCUCUUUGAUUACCGGCUGGCUGGAGACAAAGUAGGGAAACUUCGAGUGUUUGUGAAAAACAGUAACAAUGCCCUGGCAUGGGAGGAGACCAGAAAUGAAGAUGAAAGGUGGAAGACUGGGAAAAUUCAGUUGUAUCAAGGGACUGAUACUACCAAAAGUGUCAUUUUUGAAGCAGAACGUGGCAAGGGCAAAGCCGGUGAAAUUGCAGUGGACAGCGUCUUGCUUGUUUCAGGCUUAUGUCCAGAUGGUCUUUUAUCUGCAGAUGGUUGAAUGUUACUAUUGUCUUUUAUACCUUUGUAUUUGGCUUUUUAUGUCAGUUCUCUGUUUUUUGCUAUUACAUCAUAGGACCCUCGCCCCAUUUUAGAAAUACACGCUGAAAAAUUAUAAUGUACAAACAGAAAUUGUAAGAUGCCUUUCUUGUAUAAGACAUGCCAAUAUUUGCCUUAAAUAUAGUACCUCUGUGUCUUCUCAUUCAUUUCUGAUUUUUUUUCACAUUAUAUUAUAAAAUGUGGACAUGCUGGUUCUUCUCCCUUCCCCAAUAUAUCUGAUUUGUCUACAUGAGUUUAUGAACUUCUCUAUAUAACGUUUCUAGAAUACCCCCCCCCAAAAGCACAGAGAAAUGUUUAACUGUUUGACUUUUAUGGCACUUUUUGGAGACUGUGACAAAACAGAUAGACUUUUGCCUAAGUGGCUUAGCCUGAUCUUUCAUAGCCAAGCUUGUAUACAUAAAUUCUGUGUAAUAAUAACAUCCAAAUAAUCACCAUGUGUCAUGAUUUAAAUUUUUCUAAGAAUAUAUGUUGUUGAUUCUCCA
Galeopterus variegatus (Sunda flying lemur) is the source of this 2206-nucleotide messenger RNA. It is a transcript of the gene EGFL6, whose product is annotated as EGF-like-domain, multiple 6. The transcript has 12 exons. Gene Ontology annotation, molecular function: calcium ion binding. Gene Ontology annotation, cellular component: membrane. The record is from RefSeq and is a predicted model, not a curated record. Lineage: Eukaryota; Metazoa; Chordata; Mammalia; Dermoptera; Cynocephalidae. The coding region runs from base 1 to 1665 and encodes 554 amino acids.